AUGCUGCUCUCUCGUCUCGUCAACACAUUCGACCCUCAGAUCGUCGCGCGGUGCCUCGCCAUCAAACCGACCCGCGUCGUCAAGAUCUUCGUAUGGAGCGACGCGCUGACGUUCUUCCUGCAGGUGUCGGGUGGAGGUCUGACGUCGUCGCACAACGUCAGCCAGGCCAAUCUAGGCUCUAAAGUGCGUCAUCGCGUUGAUUGGGCUCAUCCUCAAGCCGUCUCGUUCCUGCUAUUCACAUUCCUCGUGUUCACCUUUGCCCAUCAUGUGUACGUCUUCCUCUAUUUCUGUUCAUCGUGCAGUCGGAGUCAGGCUGAUCGGCCGUCCAGCGAGAGUGACUACCCCCAAAUCUGGCACCCGAAGACCUCCGUGCCAGUGAGGAUCCUCUCGACCGAGCCGAUCGAUGACUGGCGCAUCCUGGUCUUUAUCAUGAGCGUCACCUGCGUGGGCAUCCUCACGCGGUCUGUGUUCCGCAUCGCCGAAUUUGCCGGAGGCUACAGCGGACGCGUCGCGACGCACGAGGGCUACUUCUAUCUCCUCGACGCGCUGCCGCUGCUGCUCACGAUGUCGCUGUACGCGCUCGUCUGGCCGACCCGCUUCUUCCACCCCGCGGCGGAGAAGGCGGCGCGCCUGCGGGGCUCUAGCCAAGAUCUUCUCAGCAUGCAAGGGUUCCGGGCCUUGUCCGCGUGAAUGCACUCCUCACCGGAAAUGUUUAUUGCGUGGGACUGCGUAAUAGUCCCUACUCAUACGGAAUUUCGGUACAUGUCAUGUAUCGCGCGGCUGCUGAUUAGCUACGGACUGAUUUGAUGGACUACUCUUUUAACCCCUUGUUACACAACUCAGACAAGCGCUGUUUCCUAUUUCAC
Messenger RNA from Mycena citricolor, 866 nucleotides. NCBI's taxonomy places the organism in Eukaryota, Fungi, Basidiomycota, Agaricomycetes, Agaricales, Mycenaceae. The record is from the annotation of a GenBank genome assembly.